AUGGCGCUGCUUGCGUUGCCAAACGAGCUCGUCACACAAGUCGCCCAGUUCCUGCCCACGGAAGCCGACUUGAGCAGGUUCAGUCGCACGUGCCGACGGCUUCAGGGGCCCGUCGGGGUCGUCCUGUAUCGUCGCAACCGAGAGUCCAACACGGCCUUGACCUGGGCCGCGAGGAAGAACAUCCCAACAAUCUUCCAGCAUGCAGUCAACGCGGGCACUCGCAUUAGCGAGUCCAAGGCGCCGCUCCUCUUCGAUGCCGCACUCAGAGGUCACGUCCGCGUCCUGAAGACCUUGCUGAGCAUGUGCAAGCUGGAGUCCUUCGUCUGGGACUGCAUGGCGAGCACCCCGCUCAUUGUCGCCAUUCAAAACGGGCACACGGACGUCGUCAGAGUUCUCCUUGAGCACGGCGCGGAUCCGUUGCUGCCGUCGCGUUUCGAUCGCGGUGAAACGCCGCUGCACACCGUCGCGCGGUACCCCCGAGAGGUGGACAUUGCAGCCAUGCUGGUCAAUGCGAGUAGCGACAUCGCUCCUCGCCAAAGGCCUGACGGGACCCCGUUGCAUCUCGCCGCCCGCUCUGGUCAUGUACGCAUGGUGGAGAUGCUCCUGGAUCGCGGCGCGGACUACAUGCAGAUUGAAAACAACAGCACGCCUCUGGGACUGGCCGUGAAAGGCGGACACCUUGUCACCGCGAAGGUCCUGCUGAAGAAGUCGCCCGGUCUAACAGGGCACGUGGUCGCGGGCCUCCCAAUGCUCAACGCCGUGGCUGGUGAGUGCACGGCGGAAAUGGCCUUGCUUCUCCUUCAACACGGCGCCAGCCAGCACGAAGGGGUGGACCAGGGAGAUCUCCCCUUGCACACAGCAGCAUCAAAGGGAAACGCGGCCGUGAUUAGAGUUCUGCUGGACCACGGAGCCCGUGUGGAUGAUCAAUGCGUGGAUGGCAAAACAGCAUUGCUCCACGCAGUCAUGAGCGAACAGGCCAAUGCCGUCAAGAUACUCCUAGAUGCAGGGGCGAAUACUUUGCUCAUGACCACAUCCGGCCACCAGCCACUGCAUCUAGUGUCAGACAGGGACGUGCCCAUGAUAGUGGACGCACUGCUCGAUCACGGUGCUGAUGUGGCUGCACGGGAUGCGGAGGGGGUGUCUCCCGUGGCCAGUGCCAUGAAGAAAGGGCUCUCUCAAGUCGUGAUGAGACUUGUAGAGCGCGGGGCAGACGUCGACGACAAAACGUCCAAGUUGCCACUGCUGUCACUGGCUAUUGACAAUGGCGACCUGGACACUGUUUCCUUCCUCCACGCCCAUGGAGCCGACCUGGCCGCCGUCGACGAGUUUGGCUGCACCGCUUUGCACGUCGCCGCGAAAAAUGGCCACGUCGAUAUUGCCAAGUUUCUCUUGGGGCAUGGAGCCGAUUGCCAAGCGGUAGACUCCUACGGAUGGACACCGCUGCUGUUGGCCGCGGCCAACGGAUGCGACAGUGUAGCCGAGGUGCUCAUACAGAAGGGCGCCGAUUUGGAACAAGCAAACAAGCAACAAUACACGCCGCUCCUCAUAGCGGCAGAAAACGGCAACCUUGAGGUGGUGGAGAUGCUUUUGGCCAGCGGUGCGAGCUUGCAGGCAACCAACUCGACGGGAACGGGGCCUGCUAUGGCUGCCGCCACGUGUGGCCACGUCAGGGUGCUCAAGCGACUGCUCGCAACGGGCAAGGUAGACAUCAACCAGCGAGAUAUUGACAACCGGACAGCGCUUCUCCUCGCCGCAAUGCGAGGAAGAGAGGCCAUCGUCAAUGUUCUCCUCUCCCAAGAACCCCCUCCGGUCUGCGACACAAAAGACAAGUGGGGAGCGACGCCGCUCAUCAUGGCCGCGCGCAACGGGCAAACUUCCAUACUUCGCCGUCUCCUAGAGCUUGAAAACCAGCCACUGCACGAGCAAGACAUGUUUGGUCAUUCAGCUCUCGACUGGGCUGCGCGGAGCGGCAAAGCCGAGGCCUUUGCGCUCCUUGCCUCCGUCGCCGGGGAUGAUGCCCGCCACACGCAGCUCGCCGACCAAGCCGAGGCGAUCCGGUUUUCGCAGACGUCUUGCUACUGUGACGUCUGCGGGCGUUGCACCAUAUCCGCGAUGCGUGACCGGGCGCAGGGGUGUGAGGCUUGCGGGUGGGGCGACAACGUCGUCUUCAUCAUCUGUGCGCCCUGCGCAGACAACGGGGCUAGGUGCCGUGGCGAGGGCCAUACCUGGGAACCGCACGAGUGCGGGUGCGGAGACGGGUCUGACUAUGAAGAAGAGGAGAGCGAUGAUGAGUUUGGUGAGGAGGAUGAGGACGAGAGCGAUGAGGAGUCCUCCGAGGAAGAGGAGGAGAGCGAACAUGAAUCUGGUGCUGAAUCAUCUGCGGAUGAGGCAACAGACGCCUCUUGA
Molecule: messenger RNA, 2406 nt
Organism: Purpureocillium lilacinum
Lineage: Eukaryota; Fungi; Ascomycota; Sordariomycetes; Hypocreales; Ophiocordycipitaceae
Product: ankyrin repeat domain-containing protein 44
Cellular component (GO): nucleus; cytoplasm
Molecular function (GO): protein binding
Source: RefSeq, a predicted model, not a curated record